Molecule: messenger RNA, 1126 nt
Organism: Hibiscus syriacus
Lineage: Eukaryota; Viridiplantae; Streptophyta; Magnoliopsida; Malvales; Malvaceae
Product: WD repeat-containing protein 55-like
Exons: 16
Coding region: 11-1072 (353 amino acids)
Molecular function (GO): protein binding
Source: RefSeq, a predicted model, not a curated record
UUUGUUCUGCAUGGAGGCUAGUUUAGGUGAAAUCCCCUUUGGUAUCGAUUUUCAUCCUUCAAAUGAAUUGGUCGCCGUUUCUCUCAUUACCGGUGACCUUCAUCUAUACAAAUAUAAUACAGAAAAUUCAUCGCUACAAAGAUGCUUGGAUUUUCGUGCUCAUGCCGAGUCCUGUAGAACAGUUCGGUUUAUCAAUGGUGGACAAGCUGUGGCAACGGGCUCAAAAGAUUGCUCUAUUCUGGCAACUGAUGUUGAAACUGGAUCAGUAAUUGCUCGUCUUGAAAAUGCUCAUGAGAAUGCCAUCAAUAGUUUGAUCAAUCUUACAGAGUCAACUGUUGCCUCUGGAGACGAUGAAGGCUGUGUUAAGGUAUGGGAUACCCGACAACGAUCAUGCCUUGGCUCCUUUAAUGCUCAUGAAGACUACGUUUCAGAUAUGAAUUUUGUACCUGAUUCCAUGAAAUUGCUAACAACAAGUGGAGAUGGGACUCUGUCUGUUUGCAAUCUUCGAACUUAUAAAGUUCAAACACGCUCUGAAUUUUCUGAAGAUGAACUUACUUCUGUUGUUGUUAUGAAGAAUGGUCGGAAAGUCAUUUGUGGAUCACAAACUGGAACUUUGCUGUUAUAUUCAUGGGGAUUUUUUAAAGACUGCAGUGAUCGUUUUGUUGAUCUUUCUCCAAAUUCUGUUGAGGCUUUGUUGAAGCUUGAUGAAGAUAGACUCAUUACAGGAACUGAGAAUGGACUCAUCAGCCUAGUAGGCAUAUUACCUAACAGAGUCAUUCAACCAAUUGCAGAGCAUUCAGAAUACCCAGUUGAAGGCCUUGCUUUUUCUCAUGAUAGAAGAUUUCUUGGUAGCAUAUCACAUGAUCAGAUGUUAAAGUUAUGGGAUCUAAAUGAUACAUUGCAAGAAUCUGAAAACACCCUAAAAGGUCGAGAUGCUAGUUCAGACAGCGAUAGUGAUGAGAUGGACGUGGACGAUAAUCCUCCUCGUUCUAAGAAAGGGACAAAGACAAAGAAUGCAGCAAAUAAAGGAGCUGGUUUUAGUGGUUCAAAUAACUUUUUCGCAGAUCUUUAGGUGGUUGGUGGACAUUUGAGAAAUGGUUUUACUCAUGGAAUUGCAAUUGUGUUA